GGGGAGAAACUGACGUCACCACAGCACCAGAGGGGAAGGGAAGAAGAGUCACGCUGUUUGUCCUCCCCCAACAUGGCGGCCGCCAAGCGAGUGAAACGCGUGGCCGCUUCACAGCCCGGUUUUUUAAAUUUAAACGCAUCUGCACCGUCGGCCAGCAGUCGAAGAAAACGAGUAAACAAAAACAAGAAGAAGAACUGGAACAAACACAGCGACGUAAACGAUGUGGAGGACUUUCUGGAGGACAUCCGGCAUCAGGAGAGGACCACUGGAGGCCUGCUGUCUGAGAAGACAGAUGACAGUUUGUUCUUCUUGGAUAUUGGGCAACCAAAGAAAGCUGAAGAGAAAGCAGAACCCGAAGAAGGUAAAAAACGAAAAGGAAAAGCGUCUCGCCCCCUGAGGAUCGACCUCAUCCUUCAGAACGACUCGCUUGUCCUGCCGCCGAAAGACGUGCUGGCUCACCAGACACCGAAUGCCAAGAAGCUCCGCCGCGCCUCCCAGAGGGCCGAGCAGCUGGCAGCCAACGGCGUGGUGCCACGGAAGCAGAAACGGCUGCUGAACAGACGGCCCGUCGACAGAACGACCAAGAAAGCAGUGACGGAGGCCAACAACAACCCAGACAGAGACUAUUACGACAUAUGGGGACAAGAACCCAAAGAUUCCUCUGAUCCUUGGUAUCUUCAGCAGACGGGCAAGAAGCGCGUCAAGCGUCCAGAGAGCCUGAAGGAGAAGCCGUCUGUGCUUCCCGCCGUGGAGGUGAUCGCCCCGGGAGGAUCGUACAAUCCAGACUUCUUCUCCCACCAGGCUUUGCUUCAGGAGGCUCACGAUGUGGAGGUGAAGAAGAAAAAGCAGGAAGACAAAAUCGAGCGACAGCUGGCUUUCGACAAAAAAGACACGGCUACAGAGGAGACGAAACUCCGCGAGCAGGUGGAGGGUUUGGUUGAGGAGGAAGAGGAGGAUGAAGCAGAAGCAGCUACUAACCAAGAGGAGGAGGAUGUUGCCGUGGGAGCCAUCGCACUGGCUCAGAAGAAGACAGAGAAGCAGAGGAAGAAAGAGAAGGCACUCAAAAUAAAGGAGCAGCAGCGACUUGCUGACAGACAGAAGACGGACCGGCAGCAGCAGCUCUUCCAGCUGCGCUCCAUUAAAGCCUCCAUCAAACAGCGGGAGCAGUCCACCAAACAGAAACAGAUCAGCCGCAAAGCCAAGCAGGAGGCGCAGAAAUCUCAGCCCAGACGCCUUGGAAAACUCAAAUUCCAGCCUCAGGAUUUGGAGGUGAAGCUGAGUGACGAGCUGGCCGGCACCCUGCGGCAGCUCAAGCCAGAGGGCAGCAUCCUCAAGGACCGAUUCAAGAGCCUCCAGAAGAGGAACCUCAUUGAGCCAAGAGAAAGAGCCAAGUUCAAGAGGCGGCUCAAGCUGAAGUACGUGGAGAAGAGGGCUUUCAGAGAGAUCACUUAAUGCUGAAGGAUGGAUCACAGGAGCUGAACGCACGGAGCAGAGAAACAUUCAAAACCCACAAGUGCAGCACAAUGGAACUGUGUAUAUACAAGAUGACGACUGCUGAGGGUCUGCUCGACCUCUUCAGACCGUUAACAAUGAUUUAUAAGCCGAGUGAAAUCACACACGCGUGUUUUCUGCAGCGGAUGGCCUUUCUUACAGUUUUCACCAUCUUUCUCCUCUCCCAGUUAAACACAGUCAACAUUAUUUUUGUGCAAGUUACGUAACGCGACCCUUCCCAGCAUAAGGUUAUCAAAGGGGGUUUGUAGUGUGCAGCUGAGCCUGCCGAGGCCAAGUGUCAGUGUGUUACUACUCCGCUCAUACAUGAGUAAAGACUCUCAGCUUAGGCUAAUAACAGGGUCGGCAGCCACAUUAAGUGUUAAUGUCCCCCGCAGGCCCGGCGUUCAGGCUGGUAUGAAAGAGCAGUGUGAUUGUUCUAGAUUGCUCCUGCAGUCUCCAACACCUCAACCGAGAAAUAUAUCCGGAUUUCGCAGUGACAAAUGGAAAGUUUUGUAUGAGAAUAAAACACAAACUGUUCUUGUGAUUGUUUCUCCAGCAUUGAUCAAAAGGUUAACCUUGAAUUGAUUCCAAAUUCCUUACUUUUUAAUAUUAAUUUUCAGUGUAUUUCCAAAAAAACAUGGAGAAACCCAUUUCCAAAAUAAGCGUAUUCCAAAUAAAUAGCUGAUUAAUUUUGAGUUUAUGUAAAGAUUGUUUUUCCUCCUCCACCUAGCACUAAAAUAAUAAAUAGAACUUGGAUGGGCUUGA
Molecule: messenger RNA, 2256 nt
Organism: Salarias fasciatus (jewelled blenny)
Lineage: Eukaryota; Metazoa; Chordata; Actinopteri; Blenniiformes; Blenniidae
Gene: nop53
Product: NOP53 ribosome biogenesis factor
Exons: 12
Coding region: 73-1452 (459 amino acids)
Biological process (GO): rRNA processing; ribosomal large subunit assembly
Cellular component (GO): nucleolus
Molecular function (GO): 5S rRNA binding
Source: RefSeq, a predicted model, not a curated record